AUGAUAAACUGUUGUUAUAAUGUUACACGUUGGAAUUAUGGUGUUUGCCGACCAUUAUUAUUAAAUUAUAUAUGCGAAUGUCUUGGUGAUAGUUAUUCUGGUCGUCAUUGUGAAAUCACUUCUACGAAAAUUUUUAUUUAUAAAAUUGUUUCAAAAUCAUUUGCUUAUAUUGCCAUUAUUGCUGUGUCAAGUGUUGCUAUGUUUAUUGUCACCAUGGAUAUAUUGAAAUAUUAUUUUGGUAUUGAUCCAAUACGUGAAGAACUAGAAAGAAUUCGACGAGAAAAACGAGCAAAAAACCUCAAGUGAUGCAACUAUUGGUCUAUAUUGAUGCGCCAAGAUAAUCAUUUGAAUAAGAGACAUCAUUAAUUCAAGAGAAAACGAUUAAAGACAAAUAUGAAUUGAAUUGCUUUGCUUCUUCCUUGCUAUGAAAUUAAAAAAAUGACUAAAUUUGCUGUUGUUUUAGUCUGAUACAAAAGUCGAACGAACAAG
Molecule: messenger RNA, 489 nt
Organism: Rotaria sp. Silwood1
Lineage: Eukaryota; Metazoa; Rotifera; Eurotatoria; Philodinida; Philodinidae
Source: the annotation of a GenBank genome assembly